AUGCUGCUGGAUCGUUCCUCACUCCUCUCAGGAUACAUUAAACUCUUGUUCCUGACCUUAGCUGUCCUUGUGCUCCUGGUUCAGGCUUCCCCAGAUGGCUGGAUCAAAAGAUGCAGUUAUAGAAUUGGCAGCUGCAGACAAUCUUGCAAAGAAAAUGAGAAAAAGAAAGAAAAAUGUGGGGCAAAAAAAUUGGCUGCAUCCCUGAUGUAA
Molecule: messenger RNA, 210 nt
Organism: Callorhinus ursinus (northern fur seal)
Lineage: Eukaryota; Metazoa; Chordata; Mammalia; Carnivora; Otariidae
Gene: DEFB115
Product: defensin beta 115
Source: RefSeq, a predicted model, not a curated record